Hibiscus syriacus is the source of this 988-nucleotide messenger RNA. RefSeq names its product E3 ubiquitin-protein ligase MIEL1-like. Gene Ontology annotation, molecular function: zinc ion binding; ubiquitin protein ligase activity. The record is from RefSeq and is a predicted model, not a curated record. NCBI's taxonomy places the organism in Eukaryota, Viridiplantae, Streptophyta, Magnoliopsida, Malvales, Malvaceae. The transcript has 12 exons. Gene Ontology annotation, cellular component: nucleus. Gene Ontology annotation, biological process: ubiquitin-dependent protein catabolic process; protein ubiquitination. The coding region runs from base 129 to 923 and encodes 264 amino acids.
GACCAGAGCUUCAUUCAUCUUCUUUGGAAGAUUACGACAAGACAAACCCCCAAAACUAACCCCAUCUUCCCAUAUCAGGAAUCUCCCUUAUCUCUUUCUGGGAUUUGUUUUUCCCCCACCCAACACUCAUGGAGAUGGAAGCCUCUUCACCCAAUGAACGCCUUACUUUUGGGAAGAUGGGAUAUGGAUGCCAACAUUAUAGAAGGAGAUGCGAGAUUCGAGCUCCAUGUUGCAACGAGGUUUUCCCCUGUCGCCAUUGUCAUAACGAAGCUGUGAACCUGUUGAGUAACCCUUUUGAUAGGCACGAGCUUGUUCGACAAGAUGUUAAGCAAGUUAUUUGCUCGGUCUGUGACACAGAGCAGCCGGUUGCCCAAGCUUGUUCAAAUUGCGGCAUCAACAUGGGAGAAUACUUCUGCAAAAUUUGCAACUUCUUUGAUGAUGAUACUGAGAAAGGGCAGUUUCAUUGUCAUGAUUGUGGGAUCUGCAGAAUUGGUGGUCGAGAGAAUUUUUUUCACUGCAAGAAGUGUGGGUCUUGCUAUUCCGUUGCCUUGCGAGGUAAUCAUACUUGUGUGGAGAACUCAAUGCAGCAUCACUGCCCCAUCUGUUACGAGUACCUAUUCGAUUCGUUGAAGGAUACAACUGUGAUGAAAUGUGGUCACACGAUGCAUUGCGAAUGUUACCAUGAGAUGAUAAAGCGCGACAAGCAUUUUCCCCCCUCAGAUAUGUCCCGAACCUGGAAGAGGAUAGAUGAAGAGAUCGAAGCGACUCCAAUGCCCGAGGAUUAUCGAUAUAGGAAGGUUUGGAUCCUAUGCAAUGACUGCAACGACACCACCGAAGUUUACUUCCACAUAAUCGGACAGAAAUGCAGUCACUGUCAAUCAUAUAACACCCGAACAAUCGCCCCGCCAGAACUCCCUCAGUGAGGAUAUCGUGAUCGAAGAACCUAAGCCAAUGAGCUCGUGGUGUCGAAAGGUUUAGUUGUUAACCA